Messenger RNA from Gavialis gangeticus (Gharial), 1461 nucleotides. Its product is annotated as gastricsin-like. The record is from RefSeq and is a predicted model, not a curated record. Bases 45 to 1214 code for a protein of 389 amino acids. Gene Ontology annotation, molecular function: aspartic-type endopeptidase activity. Gene Ontology annotation, biological process: proteolysis. The transcript has 9 exons. Lineage: Eukaryota; Metazoa; Chordata; Crocodylia; Gavialidae.
AACACAUUCUGUACAGGAGCUGGUUGCUGGAGAAGCCGAGCACCAUGAAGUGGCUCAUCCUGGCCCUGGUUUGCGUCCAGCUCUCGGCGGAGGGGAUAGUGAGAAUCCCUCUGAAAAAAGGCAAGUCGGCGCGACAGAUCAUGAAGGAGAAGGGGACGUUGGAUCUGUUUUUGAAGCACCACAAAGUUGAUCCAGGCAGGAAGUAUCACUCCAGUGAAUACAAUGUUGCUCAUGAAACGAUCACCAAUUACUUGGACACCUACUACUUCGGAGAGAUCAGCAUCGGGACUCCGCCGCAGACCUUCCGCGUCCUCUUCGACAGCGGUUCUUCCAACCUGUGGGUGCCGUCUACCUACUGCCAGACAGUGGCCUGUUCCAGUCAUGCAAAGUUUGACCCGAGCCAGUCAUCCACCUUUUCCAGCAAUGGACAGACUUACGCUUUCGAUUAUGGCAGUGGUGACUUGACCGUGGUGAUGGGUUAUGACACAGUGAGAGUCCAGAACAUUGUGAUCACAGACCAGGAGCUUGGUCUGAGCACGAGCGAGCCCACCGAGCCCUUCUACUACUGUAAUUUUGAUGGGAUUCUUGGCAUGGCCUAUCCGGCCCUGGCUGAAGGCAAUGGACUCACAGUUUUGCAAAGCAUGAUGCAGCAGGGCCAGCUGACUGACCCCCUCUUCAGUUUCUAUUUCUCACGCCAACCAACCUAUAGUUAUGGUGGGGAGCUCAUCCUCGGAGGCAUUGACACUCAGCUCUUCACUGGGCAGAUUACAUGGACGCCCGUGACCCGGGAGCUCUACUGGCAGAUCGGCAUUGAUGAGUUCACUAUUGGGCAGAGUGCUACUGGCUGGUGCAGUGAAGGCUGCCAGGCCAUUGUGGACACCGGGACCUUCCAACUCACUGUCCCACAGCAGUUCUUUGGAGACUUCUUGGAAGCCGUGGGUGCCCAGGAGAGCCCCGACAACUAUGUGGUUGACUGCAACAGCGUCCAGAGCUUGCCCACCAUCACCUUCGUCAUCAAUGGAGUGCAGUUCCCGCUGCCGCCUUGGGCCUAUGUCUCCUACGUAUACGGCUAUUGCAAUCUUGAGAUUGAGCCCACUUACCUGCCUUCCCCGAAUGGGCAACCGCUGUGGACCCUGGGUGAUGUUUUCCUCAAGGAAUAUUAUUCUGUCUUUGAUAUGGGUAACAAUAGCGUUGGCUUUGCCCCAUCAGCCUAGAGAAACCAGGCAUCUCCCAAGUUGGAUGGACGCAGCUCCUUCCCUGGCUCGAUGAAAUGCAAUUUGCUCCUGGGUACUGAUGGAAUCCUAUUAAAUGUGUAUCAGUAGUUCCUAUCCUACUUACUGUGUUGUACGAACAGAUCCUAUCCUUCUUACUGUACCUGAGAUAUGCAGCCUGAGCAUCCCUCCUGGCUGGGUAUUGUAAUCGGUGCUUUUCAAAUCAGCUGUUGCAAAUAAACUGCAAUGA